Messenger RNA from Raphanus sativus (radish), 1795 nucleotides. RefSeq lists its product as uncharacterized. The transcript has 5 exons. Gene Ontology annotation, molecular function: RNA nuclease activity. The record is from RefSeq and is a predicted model, not a curated record. The coding region runs from base 944 to 1702 and encodes 252 amino acids. Gene Ontology annotation, cellular component: peroxisome. NCBI's taxonomy places the organism in Eukaryota, Viridiplantae, Streptophyta, Magnoliopsida, Brassicales, Brassicaceae. Gene Ontology annotation, biological process: regulation of gene expression.
AUCAGCACGAUAGACCCUAAAACCCGAGCUACCAAAAUUCACCUUCAAAACCCUAAUUUCUGGCGCAUCUUAAAAUCGCUCGUUCUCUCAAACGGUAAGGAUCCACACGACGAGCCAUAUACCAAAAUGAAGCUCUCGACGAGACGAAUCCAACGCCGUCAACCUCGUGUCUAUCCGAGCUCUGACGCACCGUCACGCUCCGUUUCAACAGGCGCCGCCAAUUGCUUCAAAACCCUAAUUCCGGCGCAACUUCAAAUCGAUCCUUCUCUCAAACCGAAAGGACCCAGACGACAAGCCAUAUAUCAAAUUGAAGCCCUCGACGAGACGAAUCCAACGCCGUCAACCUCGUGUUGAUCUGAUCUCAGACGCGUCCUCAGGCUCUAUUUCAAUACGCACCAUCAAGUUCCCUAAAACCCUAGAUCCGUCAAACAUAAACCCAAAAACGGCGCGACUUAAAAUCGAUAUAUCUCUCUAACCCUGAAGAAUCAGACGAUGAUCCACAUAUCGACGUGAAGCCCUUGACGAGAGGAAUACACCGGUGCAAACAUCACAACGAUCUGAACUCUGACGCGCCUUCACUCGCAGAAACAGUACGCGGCGCCGUCUUGGUCUUUGGAACCCUAAUCCGAACCAACAAAUUUUUCUAGCCAAAUUCAAAUCUUGUGAAAGCUAAGUUUAUCAUUCCUUAGUUGUUUUAUGAUAUCUUGUUUAGAUUAUCAUGUUUCAUGUUCAUGUUAUCUAAUACUCCUUAUGUUUGUUCAACGAUGUAAGCACACAGCUGUUCGCGAACAGAUACCGCGGCCAUGAACCAACAAUCUCAAGGUCGAUCAGCUAGUGGUCCUUCCUUUUUUGGUGGACCAUUCAACCCUACAUAAGGUUGAGUACUACGUAGGGGGAUGGAGGACUUGUGUGUGAGCUUUGUUUGAGAUGAUGUCGGGGAACGAUGCUGCGAAGACAGCGCGCUAAAAUACAUGUGUGGUGGGACAUGAAGGACUGUCCGAUUCCGGAGGGGUAUGAUGCUCGUCGGGUCCGUCCAAGUAUAGAAAGGGCGUUAAAGGAACUAGGCUACACUGGUCCUGUCUCCAUCACUGCCUAUGCCAACCAAAACGAAACCCCUGAUCACCAUCUUCUAGCGCUCUCUUCUACUGGUGUCGAUUUUGCACAUAUCCUUCCCUGGGUCGAAUACGGUAGCAUGACUUCAGAUUUUGAGGCAUGGAAAGUUGAUAAUCCUGCUCCGGCUUCAAUUAUGAUCAUAUCUGAUGAAGUGGCUUCCAGCAAGUCCCGUUCAUCACUUUUUUGCGCUGCUCUACAAGAGAGUAACUAUAAGUGUUUUUUGGCUUAUUCAGUUAGGCCUUUUGAAAUGCCAGUCCUGGUCACUUCUGCAGAGUGGCUCUGGGAUAGCUUACUUGCAGUUUCAGAGACAAAAAGACACAUUUUUCACAAGUGCAGUGGAAGUGAAAUGGUUGUUGCAUCUACCGGUAUGUUUUCUUGCAAAUUGUGCUACUCGGAUUGCAAAAGCCUGGAUGCUUUCAAGAAGCACCUCGCAAGUAAAGAACAUACAAAGGAGGAGCACAGAAUGACUUCGCAUUCUCAAUCCGCCCCUCGCCGGCAUAUGCUAUAUAAAAUAUCCAAGUACCAUGCUAAGGCAAGUUUUUUCUUCUUCUUAAUGAUAUAUAUAGAUUCUCAACAGAGAAAAAUGUAAAUAGAUAUGUCCAAAUACUCAAUGUUUCAUUUCAUAUAAUAUACAUGUUUUUUUUUUGAAAAGGAUAUAAUAUACAUGUUGUAGGUAGGAUAU